Molecule: messenger RNA, 1769 nt
Organism: Panicum virgatum (switchgrass)
Lineage: Eukaryota; Viridiplantae; Streptophyta; Magnoliopsida; Poales; Poaceae
Product: UMP-CMP kinase 3-like
Exons: 10
Coding region: 684-1322 (212 amino acids)
Biological process (GO): CDP biosynthetic process; 'de novo' pyrimidine nucleobase biosynthetic process; UDP biosynthetic process
Cellular component (GO): cytoplasm; nucleus
Molecular function (GO): ATP binding; UMP kinase activity
Source: RefSeq, a predicted model, not a curated record
CCGUUCCGAAGACGAAGCUCCCCUCUCCCGGGCUGCCGCCAUCCCGCUCCACAGCUCCCCCUCCUCCUCCACCCUCCACCGACGCCUCUGGCGUCUGGUCAGAGGCGGCUACCACCACCACCACCACCACCACACCACCGACCAGUUGCCGCGUUCCCGGGUCCUCACACGGCCAGCCCACCCGGACCCGGAAACCCGCGCGAGCGUAUUAAUAACGGCCACCUCUAUCUCUGUCCCGCCCCGUAGCCCACGCACAGAUUCAUUCCACGCCCCCCUCUCCCCUCGCCCGCGCUCCCAGAUCUCGCACGCCUCCCGCAAGGUACGUGGAUUCCUCCACCGACCCUCCUAAUGCUCGUGGUGUUCGAUUGAUUUGUGCGACGCUGCGAGCGGCGAGGCAACCCAUAGCCGUCUCUCUUCCCUCCCGGCUCCCGACUUGUGCGCGACUGCCGGCCGUCUUCCUCGCCCGAUACGACGACGCCUGGCCGGUGGCCGCGUGACAGCCUCACCCCGCCUAGGAUCCUGGUCGACGGCCGCCCGACGCAAGCCGCCAGCCCCACCCGCUUGCCAGAUCCCAGGCGCGCGGCGACCGGCGAGCAGCAACAACCGGCGCAGGCGCACGGCGGCAGCAGCCGUCCGCCCGCUACCCCUUCCCGUUGUGGCCUCGUUCUGGGUAAAUUUGAGCUAUGGGCACAGUUGUGGAUGCUCCAGCCGUUGUGACUGAGGAGGUCGCUGAGAACACUUUGGGUGGCAAGAAAGUUACAGUUGUAUUUGUUCUAGGUGGCCCUGGAAGUGGAAAAGGCACACAGUGUGCCAACAUUGUGGAAUACUUUGGAUUCACUCAUCUUAGUGCUGGUGAUCUUUUGCGUGCAGAGAUCAAAUCUGGCUCCGAGAAUGGAACCAUGAUUGAGAACAUGAUAAAGGAAGGAAAGAUUGUUCCAUCAGAGGUAACUAUAAAACUGUUGCAGGAGGCAAUGAUAAAAAAUGAAAAUGACAAAUUUCUGAUUGACGGAUUUCCAAGGAACGAGGAGAAUCGUGCGGCAUUUGAGAACGUUACCAAAAUUUCUCCUGCAUUCGUGCUAUUCUUUGACUGUUCUGAGAAAGAGAUGGAAAGACGUCUUUUGGGGCGCAACCAGGGGAGAGUUGAUGAUAACAUUGAGACUAUUAAGAAAAGGUUCAAAACUUUUGUGGAAUCAAGUCUACCUGUCAUAGAGUAUUAUAACUCAAAGGACAAGGUUAAAAAGAUUGAUGCUGCAAAACCAAUUCCUGAAGUGUUUGAAGAUGUCAAAACCAUUUUUGCCCCAUAUGCUCCCAAGGCUGAAUAGAGCAAUACAAGGGGCACCAUAAAGGUGGUACUUGGUGCCAUAGGCACCGCUCAAACAUAUUUGUGAUUAUGAACCCUUUAAUAUAGAAAAGUUUUGGCUCAUAUGAGCUACCAGCAUAUCAGUAGGCAAUUCGAUUUGUUACCAGCAAUAAGUAGAUCUGAUUCCCAGCUGUCGUGGUAGAGUCACUUUUUAUUGUUGUCAGUGUACCAACCCGUCGAUGUUGUACCAGUACCAAUGUGUAAUUUACCGCAUGGACGAUGAAAACCUUCUGCCUACCCACCAGCUAUCUGGUGGCACUACGGAAAGUAAAACUGUUGCCAUAUUCUUUUUACAAGCCACUAUUCUUGUAGUCCUUCAAAUAUUACUCUUAACAGCAUUUUGCUGAACUUUUGUUUGGUCAUUUGUACAUGAUGCCCUCGUAACAUUGCAUCUGAUGUGGAUUCUGCA